Messenger RNA from Notolabrus celidotus (New Zealand spotty), 7622 nucleotides. RefSeq names its product sarcolemma associated protein a (gene slmapa). The record is from RefSeq and is a predicted model, not a curated record. Lineage: Eukaryota; Metazoa; Chordata; Actinopteri; Labriformes; Labridae. Gene Ontology annotation, molecular function: protein binding.
GGGCCUAAGCCACUGCUGGCCCCGCCUCCAUACACCCCUGAUGGCAGUAUGGCGGCUGGGACUUGCGGAGGAGGAGAACAACUUCUUCUGGAUUCCUUCCAUAAACCUGAGGGCAGGCGGCGGGUAUAACUCACUGUGUCACGUCUAACAAAACCUGGACUGAAAUAGACGACAGCGGCGCAGUUUGUGGCUCCUACCGAGAUUUUUCCUGGGAGAUACCCGAGCUGGUGUGAUGCGUGAGGACUCCGCAGAAACUCCCCUGAUUUCUGCUUCUGUCAGUUCCGGCUAGCUGCUCGGUAGCUGCUCGGUGCAUGCUAACGCUCCUCUGCAGGACUCCGGAGAGGCAGAAAGACGGGCUAGCUCACCGGGUUUAUAAGCUUCAGGAGACAGGGAUGGCAUUUCGCCUCCACUGGGUAAGCGAACUGGUUGAGAGGGGAGUGGAGAACACCUUUAAACACCCGGAGGAGAAGUUUGUCAACACUCAUUAGCCUAGCGUAGCCUAGCUUGCUGGUACAGCGCCAGAAACCGUUAGCCGACAGUUAGCUUAGCAUGUGCAUUGGCGAGCUAACCAAUUAGCAUUUUAAUUACACAGACGAGACAUGCUAAUCCUCUACAUCCCGGGUCAGUGUUGUGGAGCCUCUGCACAAGCUAAUAUAGACAAAUAGAAGGAGCUUUAGUCAGCAAACAUCACUGACUGUGUCUGUUUCAACUCAGGGCUGCUCCUGGUGUAAGAGGUGAGCUGUUGAGGGAGUGGUGACUGUAAAGGUUCCCUGCAUCAGGGCAACACUGUCAAUUACAUUAUGACAUUAUGAUAAUAACAGAUGAUUUGCAUGUGAGACCUUACUGAAAGCCAAAGGAGUGUAAACCAGUUGUGGUGUAGGUGUUUAAGACCACACACCACCAGAAAGGGCGCUAUAAUUGAGUUAACUGCUCUAUUGAUAUCAGAUGUGUUCUUAGAUGGUUAACUAAUUCGAUAAGUAAUACCAAUUAUUGGCUUGAGCUGUGGCUAUCUUUGGAGACUAAAUAUCAGCCUCACCGGCUUCCUCUCCUGCUUCAGAUCUGAAGUAGUUUGAUGGACGUGGGAGGCUGUUUGCCAGACUGUCAGUGCUAUACUCAGUCAUGUCUUGACACAUGGCACCCUGGUCUGUACAUAGUGCCUGCUGUCAGAUGUGAGUCGUUAUGUAGCUUUGGCAGAUAGUCAGUGAAGGGAAUGUCUUGUCUUUUUAUACCUGUUGGUUUGUUUUUAUUUUCAAACACAGACGAGUCUUGUUGGAUCAAAGUGGGGAACAGCCCGUACAGCGGACAAUGUGUAUCAGUUAGUGCCUAGAAGCUUUGAGGACUAACUUUUCGGGGCCUACACUCAGGCCAAAGAUAUCUUUGAUUAUUCAUUGGGGAUUGUAACAGAAGACUGCCACUCUGGAUCAAGAAAACCUGUCCCUCGUGUCCGGUUGGAGUAAUACUCUAAAGCCAAAAUCAAUGCCUUCAGCGCUGGCCGUGUUCGCCUGCCGACCAAACUCGCACCCAUUCCAGGAGCGACAUGUAUACCUGGAUGAGCCAGUCAAGAUCGGCAGGUCGGUGGCGCGGUGUCGACCGGCACAGAACAACGCCACCUUUGACUGCAAGGUGCUGUCCAGGAAUCAUGCUCUGGUCUGGUUCGACCACAAGACCGGCAAGUUCUACCUGCAGGACACGAAGAGCAGCAACGGGACGUUCAUCAACAGCCAGAGGUUGAGUCGCGGCUCGGAGGAGAGUCCGCCCUGCGAGGUUCUCUCUGGCGACAUCAUUCAGUUUGGGGUCGACGUCACUGAGAACACACGUAAAGUCACUCAUGGCUGCAUCGUGUCAACAAUCAAACUCUUCCUACCUGAUGGGAUGGAGGCACGCCGACGAAGCGAUGUCAUCCAGGCGCCGUUACCUCUACCUGUAGACAAGGUUGCAGCCAACACUCCCAGCAUGUAUUCUCAGGAACUGUUCCAGCUCUCCCAGUAUCUGCAGGAGGCCUUACACAGAGAGCAGAUGUUGGAGCAGAAGCUAGCCACCCUGCAGCGUCUGUUAGCCAACACCCAAGAGGCCUCAGAGAGCAGCUGGCAGGCUCUGAUUGAUGAAGACCGUCUGCUCUCCAGACUGGAGGUGAUGGGCAGUCAGCUACAGGCUUACUCUAAGUCCUCGACGGAGGAAGGGAUCCGUAAGGAGCUCCUGGCUCUUCAGGAAGACAAACACAACUACGAGACGACGGCGAAGGAGUCUCUGAGGAGAGUCCUGCAGGAGAAGAUUGAGGUGGUCAGGAAGCUGUCGGAGGUGGAGCGCUCCCUCAGUAACACGGAGGAUGAGUGCACACACCUGAAGGAGAUGUCAGAGAGAGGCCAGGAGGAGCUGAGGGAGCUCGCCAACAAGUACAACGCCGCCGUCAACGAGAUCAAAGAGCUCACCGACAAAAUAAAGGCGGCAGAGGGCCGGCAGGAGGAGCUGACGCGGGGGGCGGCGGAAAAGAGGGAGUUGGAGCUGCGGAUCGAGGAGAUGGAGGAGAAGGAGCAGGUUCUCCAGGCUCGCAUCGAAGCUCUGCAGGCCGACAACGACUUCACCAACGAGAGGCUCGCCGCCCUGCAGGUGCGGUUAGAACAGCUACAAGAGAAAAAUAAAGAGAACAACAGCCUGGAUGUCGACAUUAUCUCCCACGGACCGCUAGAGGAGCCCGUGGAGGACAAAGAGAGCCCGCAGACACCUGAGAACCAGGAGGAAGAGGAGGAUGAGGACACAGACACCGAUGAUGGUGCAGUUGGUCCAGAUGAAGAUGCUGAUGACAACUGUCACGUAAACAACAGCGGAGGAGACUCGACUAGAAUCCAACAGUUGAUUGAGUGUCCGCCCGUCAAACAGCUGAAAGAGAGCGUCAGUUCUUCCAUCCACAAACUGGCCAACUUUGACGAAGUGAUGGACGCUCACUUAGAGAACAACCAGCUGCCAGAAGACGACAUCCUGGCAAGCCCGGACCGACUCAAAGGGAAUCAGAUGGAUGCCAAAGAGUCGGACAUGUCAGACACGCUGAGUCCCAGCAAAGACCGCAGCAGUGACGACACCUCAGACGGAAACAUGGACGACCAGGAGCUGAAUGAACCGCAGAACAGAGUCGCUCUGCUCAAAGCUGAGUUGCAUCGGGCCGGUCUAGAGCCUGGAGACACGGAGCAGGUCAUCCACCAUCUCCACAGGGAGCUCCUGGAGGCCCAGGACUUAGCCAACACCGGCAAGCAGAGGUGUCUGGAGCUACAAGCUCUACUGGAGGACGAGAGGAGGAAUAACUCUCAGCAGACUGAGGAGUCAACCAAACAGAUCCAGUACCUGCAGACUCAGCUUGGGAAGCUGCAGGCUGACAUGGAGGCACUGAGGGAGCAGAGGGAGAGCACUAUCUGCACCACCAGAGAGGAGCUCUACUCCGCCCAGGAGGAGAUUAUCGUCCUGCGGCAUGCCAUGGAGGCAGCCACAGUGGAGAGGGAGCGAGAGAUCACCGCCCUGCAGGCCGACCUGGGUGGCGUACGCUCAGAGCUGGAGCACUGGAGGAACACGGCUGCCAAGUACGAGGAGGAGAUCACCCGGCUACAGGAGGCCUUACAGCAGCAGCAGCAGCAGAGCACGACCAGCCAGCUGCAGGUCGAGUGUUCGACAUUGCAGGAGCGGUGUGUGUGUUUGCAGCAGGACUGUGACGGCCUGAGAUCUGAACGGAAAGCUCUCACGGACAAACUGCACCGCCUGGAGACGGAGCUCAGCAGCACCAGGGAGCAGAGUCAGGUCCUCAGCAGCAGUCUGGAGUCUCUGGAGAAGAGGGAGGAGGUUCUGCAGAAAACUGGGUUCUCUGGAGAACAACACCUGCAGGAUGAGAGCAAGCUGAAGAGCCAGCUGGACCAGGCCCAGGCCCACACACACACACUGCAAAAAGAGUAUGAAGACACACAGUCCCAGCUGCUGGACCUCCGUCAGCGCUACGAGAGAACAGAGAAGGAGAAACUGAACAUCCACCAGGAGCUGGAGCAGUGCAGGAGCAACCUGAAGCUGCUGCAGGACAAGACCAGCUCUAGCGGCUGGAGCCCCUGGAUGCCGGUCAUCGCAGUGAUGGUCGCCGUCACGGCAGCCGUCCUCUACCCGAACCUCUCCAAGAGCAGCUCCACCUAGGACACACAAACACACUUUACACCCACACACCCAGGGAGCUGUGAGGAGAGCGUCACUGCUUUACUUGUAUAAAGUUUAAUUGUACAUAAUUGUAGAGGGAAUAUAAAGGUUGUGGUUUCUACAGAGGUUCGAUACUUUUGGUUUAUUUUGUUUUCUGUGUUUUUUCUAGCGGAGGGGAGUUUUUUGUCGUUUUUAUUCUGGGCUCUCUCUCAGCUGUGGUGGGGGCUUUUUUCGGUUUUUUCGUCUCUCUGCUGAAUUCUGGGUAAUGAAGCAUUCUCCAGCAGGCCGAGCUUCCACACGGAAAAGACCUGCCUGAGGGUGAGUUUGCUGUCAUCCCUAAUGCUAAAAUGUACGGGAUGUAAGUGAACGCAACACUACCCAGCAACUCGGUGCAGACACGAACACGAUCCACCUUCAUCAGUGAAAACCGCAGGUCUACCCACCUUGUAGUUCUUUAGCAGCCUCUAUUCGCUCAGUCAGAACUGGUUGAAACUGGUCGCACAGAGCUGCAGGGCGUCAUCAGUGUCGUCUUUGAACAUUAUUCAACUUUAAAAUCUCAAAACCAGCUCAAUUAGUCAGUUUGUUCUCUUUCUUAGAGAACAAAGAUUCUUAAAGCUCCUAAAACAGGACCAGCUUCCCUUGUCCCGUACUAAGCAACCUGUGACGAAAAAUCUAAAUUGUUUGUGCUUUUCAUCUCCUGCUUGACACCUACCCCCUUCCAAAGGAGACGGGUAUUCCAAAUGAUAUGAAGAAAUAACGAGUCUUCUUGCUGAUGCUGUGGUUUGGUUUUUUUAAGUUCAUAGGGAGGCAAAAAUGUUAAUUUCAGUCUCUUUUUAUUACUAGAAAAAAACGCUUACUGGAGCUUUAAUAUGAUCUCCUGCUAUUUAGACUUAAAUCUUAAAAUCUGGUUAUUUUUAGUCCAAAGACAUCUGAAUUCUGUUCCUAAGGGAUAAAAAAAAAGUAAACAAUCUCCAUAAAGGUAAGAAACUAGCAACAGGAUCAAUCCUGACUGUUCUAUGGAUUUAACGUUAAGGUUAUUUAAUUUAAAGUUAAUUUUUAGUGUUAUUUGCACAUUUAACGGCUCAUGUUUUCACCUGAACUUUAAGCUCUUGUGUGGCGUUUUUUUGUUCAUGAAACAGACUGAAAUUAAUAUUAAUGUCUCUUUUUGACCUUUAGAAGCAAACAAGACAAAUAACAAGAGGAGUGACUCUUUAAAUUAUUUUAAUGAAAGCUGUUCCUGCAGCGUGCUUUCAUCUCCUCGUCUACCCCCUUCCAAAGUAACGGGAUUUCAAAUGAUAUGAAGAAAUAAUGAGUCUCUUCCUGAUGGUGUGGUUUGUUUUUUAAAGUUCAUAGGGGGGCAAAAGUGUUAAUUUCAGUCUAUUUUUAUUACUAGAUAAAAACCCUCACAGCAGCUUUAAUAUGAUCUCCUGAUACUUAAAUCUUUAAAUUUGGCAUUUUUGUCCUUUUUGAUUGAAACAUUUUAACUAUUUUACCAAGUUAAUAAAUCCGGCAACUUGAUCAAACCCGAGCUGAUCUUCUGUGUGGCUUUAACUUUAAGGUAAUUUAAUUUAAAGCUAAUGUCGUGUAAUUAACGUCUCUCGUGUUGUCACCCGAACUUUAAGCUCCUGUGUGGCGUUUUUGGCUUUUUAUGAAACAGACUGAAAUUAAUAUAAAUGUCUCUUUAUGACCUUUGGAAGCAAACAAAGCCAUUAACAAGAAGAGUGACUCUUCAAAUACACUUAUUUUAUUGUCUUAAACCACUGCAGGGAAGGGGGGUAGGUGUCAGGCGAAGGGAUUAACUGUACGCUGAUGAUGCAGCCUUUUACUUAAGUUCCUCGGAAGACUCUCAACGAGCGUGCAUUUGACUUUUAUAACUAUUAGAAACACUAAUCACACAUGUAAGGAUCAAAUCUGCAAAACCAGUUGUGUCCACAGGGGCGCCAAAAGCAAGAUGCUGAAAAUCCCAUACAGGUUUCUUUAAAGCUCUGCAGUUUAGAGCUCAAUUCCAAAACAAAUCCACAUGUGGGGAAAUGAAUAACUGAUUUGAAUACAGGGAACAGAGACAAGACAUGUCAAGGGUUUGCACUUGUAAAUCAUAAAAGAAAACCAUUUUAAAGUUGCUUAAAUGAUCAAAAGAGAAUUUGAAAAGCUCUGGUGUGUGUUUUGGGGGGAUUAUGAGGUUACUUUUGGGGCUCAUGACAGAGUAGAAAUUAAAUCUUGAACCAACCACACUUUUAUAAAAUACACGAACAGUUCUUCUCUUCAGCAGAAUAUAAUCCACAUUUCAAUAAUCCGCCUGUACUUGAAGAAUGAAUAAAUUCCCCCUAACAGUAAACCUAACCCCGUGUGUAACAGCACUUAUAAAGCACAACCAGUGCCUCAGUUCACCUGGAUCAGCGUCGUCUUCAUCCUGCACCCAGUCUGUCGGAAAGUUGGACGCCGGCGGUUUCAGUAGUUCCACUCUGCUCUGUUCUGGUUUUAGUCGGCCAUGUUGGCGUUUUCUCUGUUGGGGAGAUUUUUGGGGAUCGGGGUUUGAAAACUUGAAGCCAAAUUAUUACAAAUAAAAUUAUUUUCUUUCUGUUGAAUCUUUUUUUUUGUUUUAAUUUUGGGGCACAGAAAAAGGGGGUCAAAGUGCCUCUGAUGUAACUAACACCACAGUUUGUGUAUGUGUGUGACAGAGGACACGCACGCAAACACACACACGGUUUCUCUGUCAGAAACACACACAUGAAACACUCUUUAGGCUGUCAGAGGUCUGAUAGUGUCAGGAGUGUGGGAGGAACGAGUAUAGAAAGAUGUGUUGGUUUAAGGAGGCGGGUUUAUGAGCUGUAUCGCAGCCGGCCAUGAGGGAAGCUCCAGAUAUGCUCAGCUUAAAAAAGAGACGAACAAACGAAACCACCAAGCUAGACAAGGCUUUAAACUCUGCGGGGUCUUUCUUUACAACGUUUACUUCAGAAGGUGUGACCUGAUCCCUGGCGCCCCCUUCAGGACAAACCUCAUAUUGCAGUCCAUAACGCUACACAAUCGGCUGCAGUCUCCUCAAACUGUGAAACGUCAGACCUCUGCAGAACUCUCUGAAGCCCACACAGCGUCUUCUAAAAGUGUGUGUGUGUGUGUGUGUGUCGGUGAGCAGGAACGUGUGGUGCGCUCACACUCUGGACUCUUGAGCAGCGUUUGUCAUCGUUUGUGUACUCCGUCUUGUCUCCGUGUUUUAAAAAGAUGAAUAAUAAAUACGAACAAAUAUUCCGAUGUUUAAAGAGAAAACACUACAGUACAGUACAGAGAGAGAAUUGUAAAAUAAAACGUUAUUGAAUGAUGUGCUACUAGACUUAUUUUGUUAAAUCGUUAGAGAUAUGAGAGGGAGCUGUGUAGAGGAUACAGAUGACGAAGAUGAAUGAUGAUGUAUUGAAUAUGCAGAGAAAUGUUGGAUUAAAGUUGUAGCAAGCUGACCCACCAAA